Striga asiatica is the source of this 694-nucleotide messenger RNA. NCBI's taxonomy places the organism in Eukaryota, Viridiplantae, Streptophyta, Magnoliopsida, Lamiales, Orobanchaceae. The record is from the annotation of a GenBank genome assembly.
UCUCUCUCUCUCUCUCUUCUCUCUCCAUCUCCCUCCCAAAAAACUACUAUCAUGGCAGAAAUAGUGAGUGGAGAACAGAUGAUUGAGGCGGCUUUUAGUCUAUUUGACAAUGAUGGAGAUGGGUGCAUUACAACUGAAGAAUUGGCUACGGUUAUUAGGUCUUUGGACCAAAACCCUACUGAGGAAGAGCUUAAGGAAAUGAUUGAUGGGGUUGAUUCUGAUGGAAAUGGGACGAUAGAAUUUGCAGAAUUCUUGAAUCUCAUGGCCAGUAAAAUAAAGGAUGUUGAUGCUGAAGAGGAGCUCAAAGAAGCUUUCAAAGUGUUUGACAAGGAUCAAAAUGGCUACAUAUCAGCUGAAGAGCUUCAACACGUGAUGAUCAACCUAGGGGAAAAAUUAAGUGAUGAAGAAGCUGAGCAGAUGAUUAGGGAGGCUGAUUUGGAUGGAGAUGGACAAGUUAACUAUGAUGAAUUUGUCAAGAUGAUGAUCACCGUUUGAUAACAACUUUAAUUCUCACUUGUUAUGUUAUUUUAUACAAGUUACUUAAUUGUUAACUUGUUUAUUUCAUAAAAACUCAGGUCAUUGUAUGGCAACCAUUGCUGAAUAGAUUUAUUUGUAAUUGUAUUUUUUUAGCUUCUAAGGUCAAAUGGAAAAUUGUACUGCAUUGUGAAAUUGUUAUAUUUUAUUACAGUUUGCC